This is a messenger RNA of Calypte anna (Anna's hummingbird), 1029 nucleotides long. RefSeq names its product trace amine associated receptor 5 (gene TAAR5). NCBI's taxonomy places the organism in Eukaryota, Metazoa, Chordata, Aves, Apodiformes, Trochilidae. Gene Ontology annotation, cellular component: membrane. Gene Ontology annotation, biological process: G protein-coupled receptor signaling pathway. The record is from RefSeq and is a predicted model, not a curated record. The transcript has a single exon. Gene Ontology annotation, molecular function: trace-amine receptor activity. Bases 1 to 1029 code for a protein of 342 amino acids.
AUGAGCUCAGCCCAGGCUCCCAGUGCUGAGGGGAUGCUGGUCACCUUGUGCUAUGAGGCAAAUGGCUCUUGCUACAGAACCUUACACCACUUUGGGGUCCAGCUGGCCAUUUAUCUAGCCUGUGCCUUGGGAGUGAUGAUUACAGUGCUGGGGAACCUGCUUGUGAUUGUUGUCAUUUCCCAUUUCAAAGCCCUACACACUCCCACCAGUCUCCUGCUCCUCUCCCUCGCCCUUGCUGACUUCCUCCUGGGGCUGACUGUGCUGCCUUUUAGCACCAUCUGGUCUGUUGAGAGCUGCUGGUAUUUUGGAGAUGAUUUCUGUAGGCUGCACACUUUUCUGGACACUCUCUUUUGCUUGACCUCCAUAUUUCAUCUGUGUUUCAUUUCCAUUGAUCGGCACUGUGCCAUCUGCUACCCUUUGCUCUACCCCACCAAGUUCACUGUAAGGGUGGCCUGCAUUUACAUUGGGGUGGGCUGGGCAGUGCCUAUGGCUUAUACCUCUGUUUUCCUCUACACUAAAGCGAUUGAAGAAGGAUUGGGCAAUUUUUUGCAAGACAUGUCCUGUGUUGGUAGCUGUCAGUUGCUGUUCAACAAGCUCUGGGGAUGGGUGAACUUCCCGGUAUUCUUCUUCCCUUGCCUCAUAAUUGUAGUCUCGUAUGUAAAAAUAUUCAUUGUAGCUAAAAAGCAAAUCAGAAUGAUAAACAACAUGAAUAGGAGUAUUGGGACUCAGCUACAUGUAGGAGCAUCCAAGAGUGAAAAGAAAGCAGCCAAGAUCCUUGGGGUAGCUGCAGGAGUCUACCUCCUGUGCUGGUUGCCCUUUACUAUUGAUACCAUGGUAGACAGUCUUCUGGAUUUUGCUACCCCCCCAGUUCUGUUUGACAUUCUAAUUUGGUUUGCUUACUUCAAUUCUGCCUGCAAUCCCUUGAUUUAUGUAUUCUCCUACCGCUUGUUCAGGAAAGCUGUAAAACUACUCUUAGCCCAUGGGAUCUUUUGUUCGAGGACAUCUACAGUAGAUUUGUACCAGGAGUAA